Syngnathoides biaculeatus (alligator pipefish) is the source of this 2353-nucleotide messenger RNA. It is a transcript of the gene pih1d1, whose product is annotated as PIH1 domain containing 1. NCBI's taxonomy places the organism in Eukaryota, Metazoa, Chordata, Actinopteri, Syngnathiformes, Syngnathidae. Gene Ontology annotation, biological process: rRNA processing; box C/D snoRNP assembly. Bases 263 to 1117 code for a protein of 284 amino acids. The transcript has 12 exons. Gene Ontology annotation, cellular component: ribonucleoprotein complex; cytoplasm; R2TP complex. The record is from RefSeq and is a predicted model, not a curated record.
ACAAAUUGAGUAAUUUUGCUCAACGCUUUUAUUCUGAAGGAAAUCUACCUCGGAAAUAUUCGUACUUCCGGUGCCACAAAAGUCUAACGUAUAUAAACAAGUUCUGUUAAAGAAAGGGUUGGUGGCAUACUGGAGCCUAUCCCAGCUGUAUUUGGGCAAGAGGUGGGGAACAUUCUCAACUGGUUGCCAUACAGUUGCAAGGUCAGCAACUGCAAGUGACCAAUUGGGACACAGCAUCAUUGUUUAAUUUGACCCUAAAACCAUGGCAACUGACUCGACACUCCUCAACUCUGAGAUGGAGUUACAGCAGCAAGAAGAUCUGUAUGAGCAGCUGUUAUCACAGACAUUAGGAACUAUGCAGACCGCAAAUCCAGAUUCAAAAGUGAUUCGACCGCAACCCGGGAUAUGUGUGAAGACGACGUCAGAACCGGGCAAGCAGAAGGUCUUCGUCAACAUCUGUCAGUCAAACAUGGUUCCAUCACCACCGGAGAUCUCCAGAGAGAAACUUUUGGACUUGCUGCAAUCCGAGGAUCCCAGUGGCUACAGAGUUCCCAUGAGCCUCGGGGAGCCACACACUGAAGUGGACAACAAUUCUCAGGGUUGCACAGCCUAUGAUGUGGUCAUCAACCAGGAAUUUUUCCAAAAAUGUCAGAAGGAACCGCUGUUCCAGCAGUUUGUUAUCAUGGUGUCUUUGGAAGGUUUAGAGAACAAAUACAACAUGGAUCUUAGUAGAGAAUGGAAGGUGCUGAAGAACAGGAAGUUCUUGGGCUCAGUCAGUGAGCAGAACAUUCGCACCAAAAGCAAGCCAGUUAUUCAAGAGCUGCAACCCCGGGACAUCUCCACAUCAGAAGCAAAACGGCCAGACUUCACCUUGUAUGUGGAGCCCCCUUCUGGUGUCCCCGAGUACCUCAUUGCAGAAAUCAAGUUGCCUGGUGUGGUGUCGUCGCGCUCGCUGGUCCUUGAUGUUGGCGAGGAUCGCCUCGUGUUGACAGCCCGGCCUUCGCUUUACUCUCUUGACAUCUUCCAUCCCUUCCUCGUUGAUCAGGAGACAAGCGUGGCGCAAUACAACCGCAGCACUCAGAUCCUCACAGUCACUCUGCCUGUGGCGUCAUCUUGAAACAAAAGACGUUAGCGCCACUCAAUCGUCAAGAUGCUGUGAAAAUCAUGCUGACUCUCCGCUUAGUGAAUGAAGUGACUGGAGAGCAUCGGUUCUCACCCGUUGUCAGUCACCCCAGAAUCCGGAUUUCCCUAUUACUGUAUUGCAUAGUCGCCACCCACUUUUACCUAGGAGCAAUAAAAAGAAGCUUUUUAAAAUGUGUACGAUAUAUUUAUAAACAUAACUUCGCCUGCUUAUAUGCCCAAAGUACCUUUCAGAGAACCUUAUUAACUGAGAAUGAACAUGACAAGUGCUUGCACAAAAACAAACAUCUUGGCGCUAACUGUUCAUUGUUAGAUAUUCUAAAAAUAGUUUGUCACAAAAUAACCAUAACUGUCUUGCUUGCUUAGUUAACAUAAAGAGGGACUUGGUGCGGAAAAUGCUUUCGAUAGCUAAAUAUGAUUAUUUAUUCCUUAUGAGAAUUUAAAAUGUUUGUACACAUCUUGGCAAGAAUCAUGGAAGUUGAAGAAAAUGAUUUUCUUUCAUGGGCCGCAUACAAUGAUGUAGUGGGACUGAUGUGGUCCUCGGGCCUUGAGUUUGAUAACUUGUGAGCACCAGUUAAGUUAAUGCUUAUGUUAAUAUUUCAUUGUUACAAUUAUGUCUGGGAUAUACUGUGUGACAAAUGAAUUUCAUUUACACUGACCAGCCACAUUUUGACAUUGUUAAUGAAAAAAAGUCUGCAUUGUUAGUUUUGCAAAGCCAACCUUUGAGCAUAUUGCAGCAAAUGAACAUAAUGUUGACUCCUUGGUGUGUGUUUCUUUCGUCUUGUCCCUUUCGGGGUCACCACAGCGGGUCAUCUCAGAUGAAAGCAUAUAUAUGUUUGGCACAAAUUUUUUUUUUUUUUUUUUUUUUUUUAAAAACGCCCGAUGCCCUUCCUGACGCAACCCUUCUCAGGGAGUGGAGGCCCCAGUGGGAUACAAACCCACAACCCCUGGUUUACCAAACCAGUGCUCUAACCACUGAGCUACGGGGCCUCACUUGAUGUAUGUGUGUUAUGUUCACGAGCUUGCAAAAGAAAUAAUGAGAUUAAGUGAGAAUUUUAAUCAAAAGUGGAGAGCUGCAAUGCAUUCAUUUCUUUUUUUGGGUGAUUAUACUGUACAUGGGCUUUGUUUUUGUAUUCUUUUACUUGGACAAAAAUGCUGAGGGCAAACCCCAAUUGAAGAAAAAUCUUUUUAAAAAUAAAAUGCUUCAUGUUCA